UAAAGUUUACUGUUGUUGACAGAUGAAAUGGGCGUGACAGAAACUGUGAUUGAAUCGAAGCAACCCCAGAUAUCAUCUAUUAACCCGACCUGUUACCUACUCAAAAUGCUGAAAUCCUGUUAAACCACAGAAAUGCUUCUCAAGAAAUCAUUUGCAAAAAAUAUUGGCAUUCUUUUUGACAGUGUGUUUAAAAUCUUGAGCUUCAAGAUUUCCUAUUCGCAACUAUGCGGAGGUUAAUUUCUAAUCUAAUUUGUCUGCAGUUUGAAAGAAUCAUUCAUCUGAUCAAUGUUCUGGAGAAAUGUCUUCAUUUACUUGUUGCAUGUCUCUCCCUCUUCCAGGGGUCUACGACCUCUUAUCUACCAUAUGACUAACUAGAUUCUCACACUUUUCUCUAAACAGCUCUUGAAGAUGACUAUCUGCUUUAAAGUCAACAAAGAUCGUAAGCAUUGGAGUCGCACAAAUGGAUGGUCUCCUCCUCUCCACCCUCUUCAGAUACUAGCUUGGAUUUUCCUGUUCAUGUUUGCUAUUCUUUAUUUUGGUGUAUUAGUUCCUAACAUCCCAGAAGGAGCAUGGAGAAUCUCAGCCUAUAUUAUCAAUGCAACUGUUUUUGUAUUUCAUAUUGUAAUUCAUUUAAUUAGUGUGUCUUUGAAUCCAGCUGACAUCAAUGUUCGUGCCAAAGCAAACAGUGGGCCUUUGCCUUCAUUUGAUCGAUCUAAACAUAGUCAUGUCAUAGAAAAUGAAUACUGUCAUAUAUGUGAAGUAAAAGUUGGUAGGAAGUCGAAGCAUUGCAGUGCUUGCAACAAAUGUGUUUCAGAAUUUGAUCAUCAUUGCAAAUGGCUCAACAACUGUGUUGGUGGAAGAAAUUACCGGCUCUUUAUAUCUUGUGUCAGCUCAGCCCUUCUAGGAUGUUUAAUUAUCUUUGUAUCUGCAAUAGUGUUAAUUGUUGCUUAUUUCAACGGAGCUGCAUGGUUGCUUAAUCCCCACAAUCAUUCCGUGGACCAUCAUUGGACUACACCAGUCAAUGUUGAAAUAAACUCAACUGAUACUAUUGCAUCAGCAACUUCUAAAUUUUUUCCAGAAGCAUCAUUUUCAUCUAAUAUUACCCUACCAGGUGACUUAUCUUUUUUAUAUCAUUUAAGAACUGUUGUUAUUCUAUGUUUUGAAGUUCGAGGUUCUGUGUGGCUUGGUUUCGUCUUUCUGACAUUAGCAUUAUCAUUACUUGCAAUAGCUCUCCUUGGUCAUCUAUUAGGAUUUCAUAUAUUUCUAAUGUGCCAAAACUUUUCUACUUAUGACUACAUUGUUCAAAAGCGUGAUCCUCCUUCAUCAUCAAGCGUAAGGACUGAAAGCAAAAGAAAACUGAAGCCAAACUUCAACUGUCAUUUUCAUUUCUUGCAGCACAUAAAAACUAAAAAGGCCAAUCAAAUAUCACCUAAGUCACAAGAAAAUAGUGCUAAAAAUGAUGAAGUAGAAGAAUGGGAAUUGCAGACGCAUGAUCUUCCAAAGUGAGUUGCUAACUGUAAUAAACCUGGUAUGCCUGCCGUCACAGAAAACAAAUGUGUAGUUACCAAUGAAGAAGAAGAAUGCUCGCUGGAAAGUUAUGUUGGAAACGUAUACAUUGGAAGUCCACAUCGAAGACGACAUUACUUAGAACCUAUUCAUAUGCAGCAGAAAAAUUCUAAAAACAGAAAUACAAAAGUUGAGGUGAGCCCAGCAAAAAGCAGCAGCUCUGAAGACAUUGAUGAGAAAGAAGCAGAAAAUUCGCCAAAUAGUAGAAACCAAGAAUCUGGUUCCUCUCAGAAUGCUUCUUACACUCAUGGUGCAUCUAGAAGACACCACCGUAGUCCAUCUCCUGCCCCCUUAUUGUCACCAAUAUUAGAAUCGGAAAUAUCGUCUGGUUCUGCGAUUGUUAGUUGGAAGCACAGAUCUGUUUCUGAACAGUCUCUUCAUACACUAGAGGAAAGCGAAGAAGAGCAAACAGCUUCAUCAACAACUUAUAUUGUUCAAAUUGAAUCUGCAGGCAGCUCGGGACUUGGGAACCGCGAAGACAGUGGGAGCCUAAGUAAUUUAUUCCUUUCCAAAGAUCAACUGGAUGAAGUUGAAGAGGACAACAACAACAUUCCCAUAGAUGAUGACAAUAGAGUUCAUGAAGUGUGUAUCAUUCCACAAAUGGACUUUGAAAGCAACCACAAUAUUUCUAAUUCUCAGGAGAUUGAAAGUUAUGAUAGGAGUGAUCCAUUAAUCAAUGGAGAAGUGUGGGCUUAUGCCCCUAGAAACGGUUGUCAGGUCCGUGAUGGCAUCGUGUCAUUCCGCAGGAGUUGUAGCAUGCAGGAGAAUGAACGUCUCAAAAAUAUUUCGCACGAUCCUUUGACAAGGUGUUGCUCGGAAGAUGAAUUGAAAUCUGCUUCUAAAAUAACUAAGCUGCAGAGAAGAUUGUCCGAGGAUCAUGAAUUGUGGAUGUUAAGGGGUUGCAACAAUAUUCCAAAAACGUGGACAGAACAUUCUCCGAAAGCUGGAGUAUCGGCAACGGCGGUUUUUUGUGUAGGUGAACCGGAAGACUCGUUUAGAAUACCUGGCAUUCCAUUUGGGUUAAAAAGAAAAUAUAACCACUUUUCUGUUCCAAACCAUAUUGUCUUGCCAUGUUCGAAUUCUGUUCAUCCAGAAAGUCGUAAGAGAACUAGACCUGUUGGUUCCAAACCACCCAAAGCAUUUCAUGCCUAAUACUUUUACAUUUUAUUCAG
Messenger RNA from Uloborus diversus, 2738 nucleotides. Its product is annotated as palmitoyltransferase ZDHHC1-like. The transcript is spliced from 12 exons. Gene Ontology annotation, molecular function: protein-cysteine S-palmitoyltransferase activity. The record is from RefSeq and is a predicted model, not a curated record. NCBI's taxonomy places the organism in Eukaryota, Metazoa, Arthropoda, Arachnida, Araneae, Uloboridae. Gene Ontology annotation, biological process: peptidyl-L-cysteine S-palmitoylation; protein targeting to membrane. Gene Ontology annotation, cellular component: endoplasmic reticulum; Golgi apparatus.